This is a messenger RNA of Coffea eugenioides, 477 nucleotides long. RefSeq names its product stromal 70 kDa heat shock-related protein, chloroplastic-like. Gene Ontology annotation, biological process: cellular response to unfolded protein; protein refolding. The record is from RefSeq and is a predicted model, not a curated record. Gene Ontology annotation, molecular function: ATP hydrolysis activity; heat shock protein binding; ATP binding. Gene Ontology annotation, cellular component: chloroplast; cytoplasm. NCBI's taxonomy places the organism in Eukaryota, Viridiplantae, Streptophyta, Magnoliopsida, Gentianales, Rubiaceae. The coding region runs from base 1 to 477 and encodes 158 amino acids. The transcript has a single exon.
AUGGCGUCCUCAUCAGCAGCAGCAGCAACCCAAUUUCAGAACCCAUUUUUGCGUUAUAAAACUCCAUUUUCAGACAAUAAAUUGAGCCCAAAUGGCUAUAGAAUUUCUUUCUGUAAUUUUAAGCCAAGAAGCAGUAAUAAUGGCAAAAAACCUCAAUUCUACAGGUCUUUGAGUGUAGUGAAUGAAAAGGUUCUUGGGAUUGAUUUGGGGACAACGAAUUCAGCAGUGGCUGCCAUGGAAGGAGGGAAGCCUACUAUAGUUACUAAUGCUGAAGGGCAAAGAACGACGCCUUCUGUGGUGGCCUAUACCAAAAACGGGGAUAGAUUGGUUGGACAGAUUGCAAAAAAGCAGGCUAUGGUGAAUUUUGAAAACAAGUUUUUCUCUGUGAAAAGGUUUUUUGGAAGGAAGAUGUCUGAGGUGAAUGAGGAACGUAAGCAGGUUGCGUAUAAAGCUGUGAGAGAUGAGAACAAUAAUUAA